CUUUGGUGAAAACGGUGAAAAAAAAAGUCAAAGCAACAGCAAGCAGCCAAGCAGCGACAGCACGGUGUUUCGUUCAUCCCGCCUUGUGAAGAUUUGUUUCUGUUUUGGUGAUGUCCGAUAUCUAAAUUCUUCCGUGACCUUAUCUUAGCCACUAAGGAUGUUCAAUCCAUCAAAACCAUUUGGUCAGCAGCAGCCCCCAUUCAGUGGAUUUGGAAGCCCUCAGCCCGCUGCCACUCCUUUUGGACAGAUCGGCACAACAUUUGCUAAGCCCGCCACUGGUUUCAGUGCACCUGCAUUUGGCACACCCACAGGAACAUCACUUUUUGGUCAGAAUGCUCAACCAGCCACAACUGGUUUGUUUGGUGCUGCCAACAAAGGCACAGCAUUUGGUCAACAACCUGCUCAAACAGGCUUUGGAUUUCAAUCUGCACCGACCCCUGGAUUAUUUGGUAGCCAACAACCUGCACAAACUGCAGCUCCUGCAACUGGUGGGCUAUUUGGUGCAAGCACUUCCAAUGCUUUUGGUCAAGCCAAACCUGCCUUUGGGUUCAGAGCUCCUGCUGCUGCUCCAACAUUGUUUGGACAGCCUCAAACACAACAGGCACAAACUACCUCAGUAUUCGGCAAUACUGCCACACAAAGCUCGAGCAUGUUUUCAUCUCUCUCAGGUGGAUUUGGAGGUACCACACAACAAGGCACCACUAUCAAAUAUCAGCCCACAGCUGGAACUGAUUCAAUUUUGAAACAUGGCCACACUCAAACUGUCACCACACGGCACUGUUGUAUAUCCACUAUGAAAGAAUAUGAAAAUAAAUCCCUUGAAGAACUGCGAUAUGAAGAUUAUUUAGCAGGUCGUAAGGGCCCACAAAAAACAGGUGGUGUAUUUGGAGCUGCUCAAGCUACUCCAUCUCCAUUUGGCGCUCCAAGCACAAGUACAACUGCGGGCGGUUUGUUUGGUAGUACAACCGAAAAUAAGUCACUAUUUGGCCAACCUUCUGCAUCAAUUGGCUUCGGUGCUCAACCAACCGGUUUUGGGACCACUGCUCAAACUGGAACCCUCUUUGGAAAGCCCACAGCUGGAUUUGGUACAGCUACCACAGCAACUACUGGCUUCGGCUUCGGGAACACAACUACUCCUGCAAAUCCGUUUGGUGCAAAUACCCAGGCCAAACCCUUUGGGGUUGCAGCUCCCCAAACCACAAAUUUAUUUGGUGCGCCAACUUCCCAGCCCAGUACAGGUUUUGGUAUAACUCCUACAACUGGAUUUGGUAGUUUUGCAUCUCAGCCAAAUCAGAGCAUUGGUCUGUUUAAUCAGAACAAGCCUACAUUCACUUUAGGCUCCAAUAACUCAGCCUUCAACUUUGGACAAAACACGGCCACCACUGCUGGUACAACACUGUUUGGGGCUAAGACCACUGCACCCAGUUUCGGGGCUCCCACUGGAUUUGGUGCUCCAGCAACAGGCACAACUGCCUUCUCUAAUUCCUUUGGAGCACCCUCCACCACACAGUCCACCUCUCUUUUUACUGGAGCUGGUUUCAAUAAGCCUGCCUCUGGGUUUGCAUUUGGUCCUACUCCUGCCACUAGUAGUACAGGCUUGGGGUUGAAUUUAGGUCAGUCCUCACUUUUUGGAAACACUGCUCAAAAACCAGGAGGCCUGUUCUCAGGUGGUUCAACAUUUGGAGCCCCCACCCUUGGUGCCACUUCAGGCUUUGGAGGUGGUGGUUCCCUUGGCACUGGCUUGAACCUUGGUGGAAACACAAAUCUCGGAGCAGGUGGUGGUCUUGGUGGAGCUCCGACCAGUCAGAGCUCUCAACUUGCUCAGCAACAGCUCCUUGCCAUGGCUCUCGUCCCAUUUGGUGAUUCACCUUUAUUCCGAAAUCUUUUGCCUUCUACUGGCCGUGCCAAUGAAAUGCUUCAGCCUACCAAUCCUGCUGCUCAAAAGGCUGUCCUCAAUGCAUCGGCACAAUAUAAAGUCUCACCUAAAGGAGGACCCAAGAUCAAGGUGAAAGUUGGAUACCCAGCUCUCAUUAAGAAGUCAUUGUGUGAAGGUUUGGAAGAAGAUGAUGGAAGUACCAGUCAGACUUUCCAAGUUCGUCCAAAUCCUAAGCGAUUGAAUAUAACUCCAACUAUAUCAAAUAAUCGUUCUACAGUGGAAUCAACAUCUGUUCCUCAACCAAGUGCUACCCAUGAGUCAGAAAAAGAGAAUCUCUCUCCUUUGUCCCCCAUCUCCCAGACCACUGCAGAGUCAGGAACAGCAGACUGGCUUCGUAAAUCUCGAGAUGUUGCAAAGCCUACCUCUUCCAAUUAUGGGAGGCGUUCACUAAAUGAAUCUGCCUUAAGUCAUGAUGAUUCAGUUACCAACAAUACCAUUCAUGAAUUUAGAAUGCAACAAUCAUCACCAGCUAGUCGCAAAGAAAAUGAAGACCAGAGCAUCUCAGUGGUAUGCGUUCCAUCAUCAAGCCCGAGGACUGAGGAUAAGGAUGCUAACAGCAACAAGAGUAGCUCAAGUUCAGAUGAUAGCCAUGACUUAGAAGACUCUGCCCCUCAACUUCUGGAUGCAGAAUCUCACCCAACUGGUAUUAUUUGUCGUCGAGUUGGCUAUUACACCAUACCAUCCCUUGAAGAAUUAACCAGUUACAUGAGUGAUGAUGGAAGUUGCAUUGUUGAUAAUUUCACUGUUGGUCGAGAUGGAUAUGGAAAUGUUUUCUUUGAAGACAAGUUUGAUGUUGCAGAUCUAAACUUGGACGAAAUUGUCCAUUUCCGUCACAAAGAAGUUGUCAUUUAUCCUGAUGACCAGAGCAAACCUCCAAUUGGGCAGGGACUUAAUCGCCAUGCGCAGGUCACAUUAGAUCGUGUUUGGCCUAUGGAUAAAACCACUCACAACCCUAUCAUGGAUCCAGCUCGCUUAACCCAGAUGGAUUAUGAGGGCAAACUGCGCCGAGUCUGCGCUAGAAUGGAUGCUAGAUUUAAAGAAUAUCGUCCUCAGACUGGGUCAUGGGUAUUCACAGUUGACCAUUUCUCUAAAUAUGGGUUGACGGAUUCUGAUGAAGAGGAUGCACCUCCUGGUGCUCUCGCUAAAGCAGCAGCACUCAAGGCUGUAGCUUCUAAAGGAGUUCCACCUAAACAAUCUCCAUUGAGCAAAACCGCAGUUGUUCAAGGAGCUGUUGAAUUGAAGAAACUUACUUCGGGGUUUGACACAGAAAUGCUUGAUACAUCCCCUUCUCAGAUCGCCAAGAAGUUUGCAUCAGGUUAUGAGGCAGAUGUGAUGGGAGAAACUGUCACCCAUAUCACAAGUCCGAUGGGUCAUCUAGCAAGAGAAUCAGGCACAUCUGCACGUAAAGUGCAGUUAAUGAAAGCAACUUUUUGUAUGGGUGGUGAUGAAGAUGAUGACGUUGAUAUGUGCUCUUACCUUGACCCUCCUGCAUUACCCUUCAGUGGCCUGGGUGGCGUAGGAGAUGGUACAGAAUACAGUGAUGGGUCAGAAGAAGAAAUAGCGUGUUCAGCUCCUGUUCUUUCAAGGCAUGGUCUUCUGCGCACUCAAUUUGCCCUGUCUGAAAUGAGUGGACAAAGUAUGCGCAUUGAUGUAUCUCCAGCUGUGUCAUCAUUGGAAGCCAGUUCUAAUUUUCAGCCAAGGAAGAGUGUUGGCCUUAUUCCUGCUGUAGAAAAAGUUCAAUUGCCAGUUAUUGUUGACGAACCUAAAACUGUAGUCUUACAAUUCAAAGGCAGAAUUGACCCCCGUGUGAUAAGUGGACAGUGCCUAGCUGAUAUGUCUCUAAUGCGAGGGGCAAGCUUCAAAGUUGGAUGGGGCUUAGAUUCCAGGUUCUUUAGUCUUGAAGAUGACUUCCAGCUAUUGGAUGCUAGUUCUAAAGGCCACAGUCUCAGCAUUAAAAUGUUGUCUACUGAAAAACCCUCUGUGUUUCAAGAUUCAAUUGAAGGUCAUUUGAGAAUUCAGUUAAGGUUCAGUGUGAGUGGAGUGCAAGGCUGUUGCCCCAUUCGUGCACCUGCCAGUGGAACAGAUGCUCUUCUUAAGCACCAACAAGAGGCUCAGAAAAUAGCUGACUGUGAUGAUGAUCUGCUUCUUAAUUAUCAUCAUCAAGUUUGGGAAUUAUGUGCAGCUUUGUGGGGUGAUCUGCCUGAAUUGGAAAUUGAAGGAAGCACUAAAGAUUUGAACACUCAUUACACAACAAUGAUACGAAGGAAAGCAGUCUCUAAAUGGCUAGAAACUGUAAGCAAACCACUUGUGGAGAUGGAAACAAACAGGGUGUUCAAAAGUGAUGCAGCUCAAUACCCACUAAAAGAAGAAUAUCUGGAAGGUAUUUUGUCUCUGCUCUCUGGGCGGCAGAUAUUGGAGGCUUGUCAGAAAGCACAGGACUAUGGUGACCAUUACUUGGCACAACUUCUAUGCCAAUUGUCUGGAAGUGCAGCUGUCCGCAAGUUUAUGUGUGAGCAGCUUGAUUCUUGGGAAAAGUCUAAAGCAGAUGCUUUUAUUGACCCACGGCGUCUGCGUUUGUAUUUACUUGUUGCUGGUUUAGCCAACUAUGAAACAAGUGAAGAAUAUUUUGUCAACACCUGUCAUUUCCUGGAUUGGAAGCGAGCCUUUGCAACUCACCUGUGGUACAUAUGCAGUCCUAUUGCUUCACUGGCAGACGCCCUCAAACUGUACCAGGAGGCUUUCAGUGCUUCUGACGAAGAUAGUGGCAACGCAUAUGCUAAGAGACCAGAUCCACCAUACCUUGACACUCUUUCCGAUGAUUGCAUUGUAACAGUUCAUGGACGAAAACUGAAUGAUCUAUGUUAUCACCUUCUACAAUUAUACUGUGAUAGAUCCCAUCCCUUGGAACAACUAUUGAAUCCAGCCACUCAUACUGAUGACCCACAGGAUUAUAGACUGAGCUGGACCCUAAUGCAAGUUCUGAACAGCAUUGAUUAUGCUCACUUGUCCCCUCUCUCACAAUCAAUAAUCCAUUCUGGCUUUGCCUCACAACUUGAAAAUAAUGGACUUUGGCAUUGGGCCAUAUUUGUUUUAUUGCACCUCAAAGACGAUUAUGCUAGAAAGUCUUCUGUCCUCGACAUGCUUGGGCGCCAUGUAGAGCUUUUAGAAAUGAGAAAAUUGUCAGAAGAGGAGAAAUUUUUACACCAAGAACUGCAAAUUCCUAUUGAGUGGAUUUAUCAAGCCAAGGCAGUUCGUGCUUCAUGCAUGCAUCAGUACCCAGACCAAGUUUGGUAUCUACUGAAAGCAUCAGAAUGGAAUGAAGCUCACCAGGUCAUUAUGGAACACUUAGCUGCAGAUGCUAUAAUUAAUGAGCAUUAUGUGUACCUGGAAACACUUUUGAAGGAGUUAGAACCUGUUGAAAGAAGUAGUACCAUAUCGGGUUGGUCCAAUCAAGGAGCACUGUUGUGGGAUUAUUUGACAGUUCAUAAGACAGUCAAUGAACUUCUAGAUUUAGUAGCUUCAAAUCCAGACGGCUUUAGAGAUAAUGAUGCAAGCUACAAGCUGGAAAGGAUACAGCCCCAGCUUAGCAGGCUGUGUUCAAGAAUCAAUAAUUUGCCUUGCAGAAAUGCCAAGGAUAGGCUGUGUCAAUGUGAAAUUGCUAAACGAGCGUGCACCCUUGUUCGCAAUGUCACUCAAUUACAGCGUGGUGAAUCAGCUGUUUGGUCAAUGACUCUAUCCAAUCUUAUUGCCCAAUUGCCUCUCCCAGAAGACUACACUCAACAAGAAUUACAACAAUUGCUGAAUGCAUACAUGACAUAGACCACCUUUGGUGUUUGGAUUAAGAUACUGUAGAUUAUUUCUAUUUGCUUAGAAAUUCAUCAGCCAUGAUUUAAAUUUGUAACAUUUUAACUUUUUGCCUUGGCGAUCAGGAUUUCAAAUGUUCAAUUAAUUUAAUUUAAAUGUGUAAACUUGAUUGUGAUAUGCUGCAUGUCACUUUUUGCUCAUUAAACAUGUCUCCUGGUCUCCUGGUCAAAAUUAUAUGUUUCAACAUUGUAUUUUGUUAUAUAUUAAUGCAUGGCAUGGCGCCUUUCUCACUUUCUCUGAGUAUGUAAUAACUAAGAAUUACUGAUCAAGAUCGCUAAUCAUGUUUUACUAAAAUGGUGCAUUUUUAACCUCAAGCAAAGACAGUUUUCAAACUUACUCUACUAUUAGUUUAUUGACUGUAGUAGUGAACCGGGGCAUGUAGCAAUGUCACCAGUAUUUAGUCAAAGGAAAAGGAAAGUGAGGCAUCUAAGUAU
This is a messenger RNA of Frankliniella occidentalis (western flower thrips), 6234 nucleotides long. It is a transcript of the gene Nup98-96, whose product is annotated as nuclear pore complex protein Nup98-Nup96. Gene Ontology annotation, molecular function: structural constituent of nuclear pore. Bases 158 to 5755 code for a protein of 1865 amino acids. Lineage: Eukaryota; Metazoa; Arthropoda; Insecta; Thysanoptera; Thripidae. The transcript has 16 exons. Gene Ontology annotation, biological process: post-transcriptional tethering of RNA polymerase II gene DNA at nuclear periphery; RNA export from nucleus; protein import into nucleus. Gene Ontology annotation, cellular component: nuclear pore cytoplasmic filaments; nuclear pore. The record is from RefSeq and is a predicted model, not a curated record.